AUGCCCCCACCGCCGACCUACCGCACCGGCUCAUCCCUCUCCUCGUCCUCCUCGUCUCCCGCACCAACAUCCUCGUCUCCCGCCGAUCCAGUCGCCGCAACGACCGCAUUCGACCGCGCAAAGGCAUUCCGCGAGAGACUCGAGUCGGCUCGCGCGAAUACGGCGGUGCGGACGAGUACGGGACAGCAAUCGCCGCCUCCCCCUCCUCCCCCUCCUCCUCCUCCGACUGGGACGACCCCCUCGACGCUCCCGCCCGCACCAGCUUCGCUCCCUACACGUCCGACGCUUGCGGCGCUCUCAGCAUCCGCCGCUCCAUCCGCGCCGACGAGUCAGCCUCAGGUGCCGCGUGCGCGCGAGGUGGAUACGAUCGCGACAAACGAGGGGAAGGAGCGAGGCGAAGAAACGUUCCCCAUCCCCUCCGUCGCACACACCGCUCCCCCGCCCGCUCCUCCCACAGUCCCCUUCCAUCUCUACCCCUCACCCGCCCCUUACCCAGGAUACAUCCCCUCCCUCCCUUCCUCCGCUUAUCCAAUCUCCUCUCUUCACCCGAGCCCGCUCAUGGCGCCGAUGGGAGCGUCGGUGGAUGCGGUGGUUGAACAUGCGUUGGGAGUCGUUGGGGUCAGUAGGGAGGAGUGGGAGGAUACGGAGAGAGUGGAGCGGAGGUUGCUCGAGGUUUGGGAGGAGAAGAUACUCCCCCAUCCCGCCUCUCACCUCCCACCCUCCCUCCCCUCCUCCCUCAUCUACCUCCUCUCAACCCUCCUCACUCCCCCCUCCCUGCCCCUCACUUCUCCUCCUCUUCUGCUAAAGAUGGCGGCGUACCUGACGAUGGUUGAGAAAGCCCGCGAGGGAGGAGGGGGAGGAGAGUGGGCGAGGGUGCAUGAGUGUCUUGUGGAGGGGUGGAGGGGGGCGCUUCUGAAGGAACGGGAGAGGGAGAGAGAGGAGAGCGGAAAGAGGAGGGAGGAAGAGGGGAGGAGGAGGGAAGUGGUGCAGGAGAACCGCGAGUUGAAGAAGACCGUCGAGCAGCAGCAGUCCAACCUCGACAGGCUCGAAGCCUUAGCGACGCAGCAAGUCGCUUCCGGGAACGAGCUCGCUGACGCGCUCGAGCGGGCUGUGGAAGCGAGCCGCGAGGCGGACGCACAGAGGACGAGGGUCAGGGAGUUGGAGAAAGAGCGGGAUGAGGCGGUUGAGAGGGAGAAACGGCGCAGGGAGGACGCGAAACCGAGUCGUCGAGUCGCCCUCCUCCUCGAAGACCUCGACAAAUCCAAUUCGGCCCGCGCCUCUCUCCAAACGCAACUCGACUCGACCCUCGCCGAGCUCGCCGAAGCGCGCGCACACCUCGCCUCGACUAGUCCGGCGAAAGGAGGGAGCGAGCAGAGGGAGAGGGAGAUGGCCGAGGCGGAUCGGUUGAUUCUGGAGGGGAGGCUGGAGGUGGUUGAGAGGGAGAAGAAGGAGCUGGAAGGACGCUUGAGGGCCGAAACGGAGAGGCGGAAGAAGGCGGAGGAGGAAGAGGUCAAGCUUCGCGCAUCGACGCCGGCUCCGACGCCGUCGCCGAGCACGACGGCGGGGAACGGCACGGCAGAGAUGGACAAGCUGAGGGCCGAGUUGAAGCAGAACAAGUUCGUUAUCGAGCGACUGGCGGGCAAGGUCAAGGAGUUGAACAAGGAGGUCAGCGACAGGAGGGACGAGAAUGCCGACCUCCUCUCCCGCCUCGCCGCUGUCGACGCCGCUUGA
This is a messenger RNA of Rhodotorula toruloides NP11, 1731 nucleotides long. RefSeq lists its product as uncharacterized. Lineage: Eukaryota; Fungi; Basidiomycota; Microbotryomycetes; Sporidiobolales; Sporidiobolaceae. The transcript is spliced from 8 exons. The record is from RefSeq and is a predicted model, not a curated record. Bases 1 to 1731 code for a protein of 576 amino acids.